CACGGACGCCGUGAAGUCCGUGUGCCUCCCCGCAAUUGCCCGCCACUUCGUUGAAACGAAUUUAUUUUUCUAGUGUAUCAUCGGACACCAUUUUCACGGCUUCAAGUCUCUGUGAGUUACGUCCAUCUCACAGGAAUAGGCACACACCAUUAUGUCUGAUUAUUCUUUACACCGUUCCAUGCGCUCUGAACCGAAUACCUGAAAAAGGCCAGCUUCCUUCAGUCACGCGGUAACGUGACAGUGUUUAGAUGCCGGUACAGAUGCCGCCCACCAGUUCAACGGCCGACCCGUUGAAGCGACCGGCUACAAAGGGCGUCAUUCCGCUCAAGCCGAUCCUAAAGUCUUCAUCAGCACUACUAGGCAAGCGAAAGCAUUCGGACGAUGUCAUUCCCUCCAGUGACGGCACCAUGGACGGAUCGCAAAGCCCCCAACGCAAACGCCAGAAGGUCGAGUUCGAUAUGAACCUUGAGAUACACGAGGUUGGCACGAGAUCGGUGGAGGAGGUCAAGCAGGAGAUACGCAAGGCUUUGGACGCGCACGCUCGAGGAGAUGACGAGGAAUACGACAUACUGAAGGAGACCGUCUCUGGCAAACAUCGGUACAAUGACGACGAUGAUGAUGAAGAUGCCGACCCGUCGCUGCCCGAGAAGAGACGCCAGGAACUUAAGGUCUGUAUGGUUGCUCUUGCAAGCUUUGUGCCGCAGUUGGGAAGGUCUGCGCAUGGACUCGUCAAGAGUGUCCUGCAAUGUCAGUGGCUAGGACGCGACGAGCAGUUCGCCAAGAUCUAUACCCAAUUCCUGGCAGCGCUUGUGAGUGCUCAGGGAUCUUAUCUGACACAAGUCGUUGCAAUGGUUAUUGAUAAAUUUGUCGACUCACAAUCGUCGGCCUGGGUGGUUGCUGGAUACCCCCAAGUCAGCCGAGAAGCAAUGCAAGAGCGACUGCAUCGUGGACUACAAUAUCUUCUUCAGGUUUUCCCCGCCGCGAAGUCAGUCAUUUCGCAGUUGAUGACCAGCAAAUUCCCAUACCAUGACGAGCCCAAACGCAUGUACCUUGCCUACGUUGACAAUCUCCUCAAGUUGAGACAAUAUACCCCGCAAUUGAAGACCGAAAUCACGGACCUGAUUGUCAAUCGCCUGGUUCAAAUAGACGUACAGAUGCAGAUGGAUCUGGACGAUUUAGAUGACAGACUCGCAUUCCUUGUCGCCGCGGCCCUCAAGGAAUCGCAAGCCGCCGCCGAGAAUCAAGAUGAGGAUGACGGAGACGACAGCGAUGCCGAAUCGGUCUUUAGUGAUGAGGAGGACGACGACGCGAACGAGGCAUCACGAGUGAGGAAAGUGACGGAGAGCAUUGAGAAGAUGGACUCUAUCAUGGACACCCUCUUCCAGCUCUAUACUCCGCAUUUCGUUAAUCCCGAAUCAGACGAGGCCACCAAGACAUUCGAAGACAUGCUGGCCGAGUUCUCACACAUCAUACUCCCUACGUACAAGUCUCGACAUACCCAAUUCCUCAUCUUCCACUUUGGCCAACAGUCUGAGCGGCUUAUAGACGCUUUCUGUGGCACAUGCAUCAACAUCGCCUUCGAGUCCCAACGCCCCCUCGUCUUGCGACAAGCUGCAACCGCAUAUCUUGCUAGCUUCGUGGCACGAGGGGCCAUGGUUCCUGGACACAUUGUCCGCACCAUCUUCGAGGUCCUUGGGUACCAUCUCGACCAGAUGCGUACGCUGUAUGAAACCACAUGCCGUGGCCCCGAUGUCCGUCGCUAUGCACCUUUUUAUGCAUUGAUGCAGGCACUGAUGUAUGUCUUCUGCUUCCGAUGGCGGGACUUGAUCAGAUCGGUGCCAGAGGAUGUUGACCAAGACGAUCCGUCGUCAUAUUUGGGUCAAGACAUCGAAUGGGAGUCGGAUAUUAAGGACAUCCUCAGGCGCAACAUCGACUCCAAGCUCAACCCCCUCAAAGUCUGCUCGCCCGCCAUUGUAGACCAAUUCGCCACGCUGGCGCACCGCUUCCAAUUUAUGUACUUAUACCCGAAAAUCGAGGCGAACAAGCGAAUUCGCCUUUCUCAAUUCGUCUCUUCGGCAUACGCUAACGGCGGCGCGUUGCGCGAAUCUGGUCUCGACUUGAGCGACGAGGGUUCGCAACAGCUGGACUCUUUCUUCCCUUUCGACCCAUACCAGCUUCCAAUGAGUAAACGCUGGAUCGACGAUGAUUACUUGCAAUGGAAGUCUAUCAGCCGUGACGACGAGGUUGAUGACAGUGACGACGGCGAGCCCGAUGGCGCAGAUGAUGACAUUGAAGAAGACACAGCAACAGAUGAUGAGGCUGGAGACGAGUGAGUUGAGAGAUAGUGGUGGCAUUGCAUUUACACCGGCGUGAAAGGCAUGUUAUGGUUAUGGGACGCACAAUUACCCCCCAAAAAUGGUACAGGUCUGGAAGGUAGGAAGAGCAUCACAGGCGUUUAUGAGAGGAUAAAUCACAUCAGCAGCUUCAUAGGUAUAUUCGUUUUCGAGCUAUAUUUAUAGAUGGCUAGGAGAUGAUCAUUGUUUCCGUAUCAACAUCUGAGAGUUUUAUGG
Pseudomassariella vexata is the source of this 2570-nucleotide messenger RNA. RefSeq names its product RNA polymerase I-specific transcription initiation factor RRN3. Gene Ontology annotation, cellular component: nucleus. Gene Ontology annotation, biological process: transcription initiation at RNA polymerase I promoter. Gene Ontology annotation, molecular function: RNA polymerase I general transcription initiation factor activity; RNA polymerase I core binding. NCBI's taxonomy places the organism in Eukaryota, Fungi, Ascomycota, Sordariomycetes, Amphisphaeriales, Pseudomassariaceae. The record is from RefSeq and is a predicted model, not a curated record. The transcript has a single exon. The coding region runs from base 249 to 2333 and encodes 694 amino acids.